AACAUAUGCUUGUGUUUUAUUCAUUAACAAGAUAAUUAUUUUCAUGUAAUGUUAUGUUAUUUGGUUAAUCCGAUUAUCCGAUUAACCAAACUAAUUAAACUUUGGUUUGGUUAAGACAUUUUAUUCCAUGGUUAAUGAAAUUUAGGCUUAAUUGGUUUAGUUAUUACCACGACAAUCAUUUGAACACCCCUACUUUUAGGUAGUUAGUCAAUGAUUACCUCCCUCUUUCUCUCUCCUUCUUCUAUUGGCUGACAAGGGUUUAAAAUCCUCCUUAAGAAAUAAGGCUUAAGGACCAGAUCAAACCGGGUUCAUAUGAACGUGAUAGAGUUACCUCGACUAUGUUAUAAGAAUAGAGUUUGUAAUGUGACUUGAGUCCACUUGAAAUAGCGACUCCUUAAUUUUAGACAUCCAAAUUGCCAGAUAAAUAACUGAUAGUAUGAUCAAUGAUUUAGUCGUGAAAUAACUAGUGUAUCUCAAAUAGACAUAUUUCUAACAUUGACCAACAAGAAUUUUGAUAUUUAGCCAACAAGCCUAUAAAUGAUUGCUUAUUAAUAUUGUGAGAUCAUUCAUCUUAUAAUCCACAACUACAAAUGUUAAUACGCGUGAAGGCGUUAUUUGUUUAAUCACUCGCCGAUGGUAAGACAGCUUAGUUGGUAAAAGGGUUGGAUUUCGAGUUUGGGAUGUGACAAGGUCCCAGGUUCGAAUCCCAGUACCACUUUCUUGGUGUUCCCCAAGGCACCCUUGGUACAGGAGACGAACCGGUGCUAAUGCUAUAUCGGGUAAGCCCAUUUGGCAUUUAACCGAGUUGGGUCACCAAUCUCCCUAAAUUGUCCGGAACCAACGGUAUGGACAUUUUCAUAGAUAGGAUAAAGAGAACAAGAAAAAAAAUAAAAGAAAGGAGCCCUCCAUGAUCUGUCCCUCUGUCUCUUUGUCUGACUCAAUCCGCCAGUUUCGAGUUUCGACCCUAUCGCAAGAAAGGGAAGGGAAGGGACGCAGCAGCAGCAGUCCCACUCCUAAAGCAAACAAUCAAACAGGCUUCUCUCCCCCGCCUUUCGCUUUCCCCUUCCUUUCACAAAUCAAUAAAACCCCCACCAGUCCACAACGCCCUUCCCAUUUCUCUCCAAACACCCUUCCCUCUCCUCUCUUGCCCCAUCCUCGAAUCCCUCUGCCGUCUUUCAUUUACUUGGGUUUAUCCACCCCUCUCAACCUACACAAAUCCUCUAUUAGCCCAGCCUCCCAUCCCAUUCCUCUCAAAAACCCAUUCAUCCCUCGAUUAAAUAAGACCCAAGAUCCCCUGCCGCCUUUUCCCAGUUAAAACAGAGAAGGGUCGUCCUGGUCGCCAUCGUCAUCGUGAAAGGCUCGGUCCAAGCUGCCGGGAAUGGCAGCUGGGUGGACUUUUUUGGUGCUUCGUUUGUUGCCAGUUCUCGUGCUGUUGUUUGGAUCGGGAUUCCAUGAAACGGUGGCGUUUCGAGGGGUAGUAGCCAGGACGACGCAGGGGCCGGGGGAGAAGCAGCAGCAAGUGGACCUACUGCAGAAAUGGCCCAACCACAGGAACGCAUACGCGACGAUGAUGUACAUGGGGACUCCCAGAGACUACGAGUUCUACGUCGCGACUCGAGUUCUCCUCAGAUCCCUCGCCGCUCUCCGGGUUGAAGCCGAUCUCGUCGUCAUUGCCUCCCUCGACGUCCCUCUCCGCUGGGUCCGCGCCAUGGAACUUGAGGAUGGAGCAAGAGUGGUGAGAGUGGAGAACGUGAACAACCCAUACAAGGACCAAACCAACUUCGACAGGAGAUUCAAGCUCACACUAAACAAGCUCUACGCAUGGAGCCUCGUCGACUACGACCGCGUCGUCAUGUUGGACGCCGACAACCUCUUCCUCCGCAACUCCGACGAGCUGUUCCAGUGCGGCCAGUUCUGCGCGGUCUUCAUCAACCCCUGCAUCUUCCACACGGGUCUCUUCGUCUUGCAGCCAUCUGACGUAGUUUUCAAAGACAUGCUUCAUCAGGUGGACGUCGGGAAAGACAACCCCGAUGGUGCAGACCAAGGCUUCAUCGGCGGAUACUUCCCUGACUUGCUGGACAAGCCACUGUUCCGCCCUCCCGCCAGUGGGUUAGCCGUCAAUGGGUCGUAUAGGCUUCCUCUUGGUUAUCAAAUGGAUGCCUCUUACUACUAUCUCAGAUUGAGGUGGAAUGUCCCAUGCGGGCCUAACAGCGUCAUUACUUUCCCUGGUGCGCCAUGGUUGAAGCCAUGGUACUGGUGGUCGUGGCCCGUUCUGCCUCUAGGCAUCCAGUGGCACGAGCAGCGCCGUCAGCAUCUCGGAUAUGGACCAGAGAUGCCAAUGGUGGUGAUCCAAUCAAUCCUCUACCUCGGCAUAAUAGCAGUCACCCGUCUCGCAAGGCCUAACCUGACCAAGCUAUGCAACCGCAGAACCGGCGACAGAAACAUCUCCUUACUCCAAUCCACCCUCAAGCUAAUUAUCUCCUUAUGGGCAAUCCUCGCAGCGUACAUAGUUCCAUUCUUUAUCAUCCCCUGCACUCUUCACCCCGUGCUGGGAUGGUCUCUCUACUUGCUGGGCACAUUCGCUCUCUGCUCCAUCGCCAUCAACGCCUUCAUGCUGCCGACGCUCCACGUCCUGAUGCCGUGGAUGGGAAUCUCGGGGGUCCUGUUCGUGAUGGCGUUUCCUUACUACCCAGAUGGUGUUGUGAGAGCUUUGUCGGUGUUCGGGUACGCCUUCUGCGCCGCACCAUUGCUCUGGGUUUCGUUGAGUAAGGUCAUGGCUAGCCUCCAUCUUGAGAGAGAAGCUUUUUUUCCUAAGCUUGGGGAGUCAUCUUCGCCGCCUUCAGGGUUGAACAAGCUUUGUUGAAGAGGACGGAAUGAUGAUAAAGGGGGAAGUCAGAGUUUUGGAUAGGGCUUCGUCUUUAGUUCUUCUGAACUCGUCCUCUGUAAUUCUUUGAUUGUUGUUGGGGACUUGAAAAAAUUCAACUACGUACUGUGAGAUGAUGAUAGAAAUGUUGUAUUCAUAUAGAAGAGGGAGAAAGGUUCUACGUUUCUCAUGUAAAGCUCUGCCUGGUUUUGUAAUGGACUAUUGUCAUCAUCACUGCUGUAACUUCCUUCAUUAGCGGUAGCAAGGAAUAGAAAGGAAUGGCUGGUUGCAGAGACUUUUUUCUUGAGUGUAUAUUUCUUUAGUUUGGUGCAUUUUUUUGAAACUGAAAGAAGCAACAAAAGUCAGAAAUACAUGAUGGAGCAAAUGUACCACAAUGUCUUUAAGUAUAUUUCACUGUUGCAUCAUACUUGCCAAGAGUAUUGCUCUGUCAACUAUGUCCAGUAGAAUAACCCAUUGGCGUUUCUUUUCGGAGUCGUUUGAAUGAGUAAUUUGAUUUUGAGGAAUCUAUAAGUGAAUUGGGUCUAAAUCCCUCACUUAAAAAACCAGAUGUUUGUCUUGUAAUUACAUUAGUGCUAGGGUUAGAGAAGAAAAUGAUGAACAAAAGAAUUUUGCAGGAGCUUAUAUAAGGAGGGUCAACUGUUGCUAGAAGUAGGCUCUCGCCCUCUGACGUUAACGAACUCACUGUUGGUGCAGAGUUUGCUACUCUCGCCGGUCUCAACUUGCAGGCUGCAGCCCAGAGGUGGGCGCAGCGCAGAUUGUUUUUUUCUGUCUGCAGUCAGCCUAGCAAGCAAGAAAUGGGCCGGGCUUCUGUGGGCUCCGGGGGCCAAUAUGGGCCAACCACAUAUAGCCCACAAGUACGUUGAUUCCUUUCUGUUUCUGGGGUUUAGCCAUUGAUUAUUGUGAGCCUUUGCCAACGAAGAGAGACAGAGACUAGAGAAGAAAGCUGGGGUCCGUCGCCGUCGUCAGGCUCCAUCAAGCUUGUCAAACCGGUUUGGCAAGUGGAAUAGUACAACCGGUGAUAUAACCAGUUUGUGCCGGUUCAUGCCGGUUUAAAAAAAUAUUAAAAUAAUUAAUAUCCAAUGUAUUUAAUCAUAUAUAAAAUAUAUUUGUGGAUAAUUUAGUUACAAUCCAACAAAUAUCAUCAUCUUUUAAUUAUUAUAUUCAUAAAAUGAAUAAUAAAUUCAUUUUUUAUUCAUUAAAUUGAUUAAAAUGAUAUCUUUAAACUUAGAAUGCGUAAGUCGAUCAUACCGAACAUACCAGUGGUGUCAUGCCGGUUGAACCUGGUUGAACCGGGUGGCAUGCCACCGGCAUGAUAACCAUGGGCUCCACCAUAUAUGGCAGAACCAGCAGACCCAACGUUCGAAAAGGUUUGGAUGCCUUUUUACUGCUGCAUCUUUGAGAGUCGAGGAUGGCGACAAGACGAGACAUCAGGCCACCUGGGGCCCAUUACCAUUGGCAAUUUCGGGACCAGCAACAACCCAGAGAAGAGAGGAACAGAGAGGAGAAGAGAGAUAAUUAACGGUAACGUACGUACUAAUUAACACAAGGAUAAAUAAAAUAAGGUUAAAUCCAUGCCCUAGACCAUAAAUCGUGAUAUUAUUGUUGUUGUCUGUUGAAGAAGAGGAACCAGCGUGUAGAAAGGUGUCAGUCGUCUCAGCUUUCUGUUAAUGGCUGCCAAUCAGUACCCUGAUAAUUAGAACUAAUCCCAGCACAGGAUAACCUUGUUUUUGUGUUUCGCAUAAUUAUUUAAUGAUUGCAUGCCACUAAUUAUAUAUAAUUAUAAUGUAGCACACCCUCUUCUUGUUUAGAAUUUGUCUAACCUGUUGAUCUUUUUUUUUUUUUUUGUAGAGUUGGGCUAGUUACUAGUGGUAAUAUUAGAAUCUGAGCAUAUAUCACACCAUAAAAUUUGAAAUUUGGAUCAACAAUAGGAGACAUUUUUUUAGUUGACAGUUCUUGGUAAUAAAUCUGGAUGGAUACA
This is a messenger RNA of Linum trigynum, 4862 nucleotides long. NCBI's taxonomy places the organism in Eukaryota, Viridiplantae, Streptophyta, Magnoliopsida, Malpighiales, Linaceae. The record is from the annotation of a GenBank genome assembly.